Messenger RNA from Camelus dromedarius (Arabian camel), 9501 nucleotides. It is a transcript of the gene KDM5A, whose product is annotated as lysine demethylase 5A. Gene Ontology annotation, biological process: regulation of DNA-templated transcription; chromatin remodeling. Lineage: Eukaryota; Metazoa; Chordata; Mammalia; Artiodactyla; Camelidae. The transcript is spliced from 28 exons. The record is from RefSeq and is a predicted model, not a curated record. Gene Ontology annotation, molecular function: DNA binding; histone H3K4me/H3K4me2/H3K4me3 demethylase activity. The coding region runs from base 411 to 5483 and encodes 1690 amino acids. Gene Ontology annotation, cellular component: chromatin; nucleus.
CUGCGCCCCUGCGCCCCUGUGGGAGGGGCCGCGGGGCCGCGCCGUGGGAGUCGUCAGCAGCGCGGAACUUCCGCGGACGAGUUGCUGAGGGGCGACCUGUGUUGCCGGGAAGGCGGCGGAGAAGGAAGGUCGCGCAACGGGCGUCGCAUAGCUGCGGAGGGAUCCUGUUUCUGCGCGGCGGAGGGAUUUGGCACACGGCGGCGGGAUUUGGCACACGGCGGCUUCCGGCGAGCCCGGCCCGGGAGGAAAAGCCCCGAAGGAAACAAUAACAAACGCCUGAGGGAGCGCGUGUGGAGUGGGUGUCGAGCGCUCUCGCCCGAGAAGAUGGGCUUCGGCCCUUGUCCGGGCACGUGAGCGCGACCGGCGUCCCCGCCAGCCCUUCUGCACCUGCCCGUGGGCCCGGUGCCGCCAUGGCGGGCGUGGGGCCGGGGGGCUACGCGGCGGAGUUCGUGCCGCCCCCGGAGUGCCCGGUGUUCGAGCCCAGCUGGGAGGAGUUCACGGACCCUCUCAGCUUCAUCGGCCGCAUCCGGCCCCUGGCGGAGAAAACCGGCAUCUGCAAGAUCCGACCGCCCAAGGAUUGGCAGCCUCCGUUUGCGUGUGAAGUAAAAAGCUUCCGUUUCACUCCCAGAGUCCAGCGCCUGAAUGAACUUGAGGCAAUGACCAGAGUGAGACUGGACUUCUUGGAUCAAUUAGCAAAAUUUUGGGAACUUCAGGGAUCUACCCUGAAGAUCCCUGUGGUGGAGAGAAAAAUCCUGGAUCUGUAUGCUUUGAGCAAGGUUGUUGCCAGCAAAGGUGGUUUUGAAAUGGUCACCAAAGAGAAGAAAUGGUCUAAAGUGGGUAGCCGCUUGGGGUAUCUGCCAGGAAAAGGAACUGGGUCUCUUUUGAAGUCACAUUAUGAGCGGAUUCUCUACCCGUAUGAGCUUUUCCAGUCUGGCGUCAGCCUUAUGGGUGUGCAGAUGCCUAAUUUAGAUCUUAAGGAAAAAGUGGACUCUGAGGUUCUUGGCACUGAUGUCCAGACUUCCCCAGAAGCAGGCACAAGAGUGAACAUGCUGCCGAAGAGAACAAGACGUGUCAAGUCUCAGUCGGAAUCUGGAGAAGUGAAUAGAAACACAGAACUGAAGAAACUUCGAAUUUUUGGGGCUGGGCCUAAGGUUGUGGGCCUGGCAAUGGGAGUAAAAGCUAAAGAAGAUGAGGUCUCCCGAAGACGAAAAGUUACCAACAGGUCAGACGCAUUUAACAUGCAAAUGAGACAACGGAAAGGAACUCUCUCUGUUAACUUUGUUGAUCUCUAUGUUUGUAUGUUUUGUGGUCGGGGAAACAAUGAAGAUAAGUUGCUGUUGUGUGAUGGAUGUGACGACAGCUAUCAUACGUUCUGUCUAAUUCCCCCACUGCCCGAUGUGCCCAAAGGAGACUGGAGGUGUCCCAAGUGUGUCGCUGAGGAAUGUAAUAAGCCCAGAGAAGCCUUUGGAUUUGAACAAGCUGUACGAGAGUAUACCCUUCAGAGCUUCGGGGAGAUGGCGGAUAAUUUCAAGUCUGACUAUUUCAACAUGCCAGUCCAUAUGGUUCCGACAGAACUAGUGGAGAAGGAGUUCUGGAGGCUGGUGAGCAGCAUUGAAGAAGAUGUUAUUGUAGAGUAUGGAGCUGAUAUCUCCUCGAAAGACUUUGGAAGUGGAUUUCCUGUAAAGGAUGGUCGGAGGAAGAUGCUGCCGGAGGAAGAGGAAUAUGCGCUUUCUGGUUGGAACUUGAAUAACAUGCCUAUUCUAGAGCAGUCUGUCCUUGCACAUAUCAACGUGGACAUCUCUGGUAUGAAGGUGCCGUGGCUUUACGUGGGAAUGUGUUUCUCUUCCUUUUGCUGGCAUAUUGAAGAUCACUGGAGCUACUCCAUCAACUACUUGCACUGGGGGGAGCCAAAGACGUGGUAUGGUGUGCCAUCUCAUGCUGCAGAGCAGCUGGAGGAGGUGAUGCGGGAGCUGGCCCCUGAGUUAUUUGAGUCCCAGCCCGACCUCCUGCACCAGCUAGUCACCAUCAUGAACCCCAAUGUGCUGACGGAGCAUGGUGUGCCUGUGUACAGGACCAAUCAGUGUGCUGGCGAGUUCGUGGUGACGUUUCCUCGGGCCUACCACUCUGGAUUUAAUCAAGGCUACAACUUCGCUGAGGCUGUGAACUUCUGUACUGCUGACUGGUUGCCCAUUGGACGUCAGUGUGUCAAUCAUUACCGCCGGCUAAGGCGCCACUGUGUCUUCUCACACGAGGAGCUGAUCUUCAAGAUGGCAGCAGACCCAGAGUGCUUGGACGUGGGGCUGGCUGCCAUGGUGUGCAAGGAGUUGAUGCUCCUGACGGAAGAGGAGACGCGAUUAAGGGAGUCUGUUGUGCAGAUGGGCGUCCUGAUGUCAGAAGAAGAAGUGUUUGAGCUGGUUCCCGAUGACGAGCGGCAGUGUGCGGCGUGCAGGACCACGUGCUUUCUCUCUGCCCUCACCUGCUCCUGCAGCCCCGAUCGGCUUGUGUGCCUCUACCACCCAGCUGACCUGUGCGCCUGCCCCAUGCAGAAGAAAUGUCUUAGGUACCGCUACCCAUUAGAGGACCUCCCUUCUCUGCUGUAUGGUGUGAAAGUCAGGGCACAGUCCUAUGACACCUGGGUCAGCCGUGUCACAGAAGCUUUGUCUGCCAACUUCAGCCACAAGAAAGAUUUGAUUGAAUUGCGAGUAAUGCUAGAAGAUGCUGAGGAUAGGAAAUACCCAGAGAACGAGCUCUUUCGGAAACUCAGGGAUGCUGUCAAGGAGGCUGAGACCUGUGCCUCUGUGGCUCAGCUGCUUCUGAGCAAAAAGCAGAAACACAGGCAGAGCCCAGACAGCGGGAGGACUCGGACCAGACUGGCCGUGGAAGAGCUGAAGGCCUUUGUGCAGCAGCUGUUCAGUCUCCCUUGUGUCAUCAGCCAAGCUCGACAAGUAAAGAAUCUGCUGGACGAUGUGGAGGAGUUUCAUGAACGUGCUCAAGAGGCCAUGAUGGAUGAAACCCCAGAUUCCUCCAAACUCCAGACGCUGAUAGACCUGGGCUCCAGUCUGUAUGUGGAGCUUCCCGAACUGGCCCGGCUGAAGCAGGAGCUGCAGCAGGCUCGAUGGCUGGAUGAAGUGAGACUGACGCUGUCAGACCCACAGCAGGUCACUCUGGAUGUCCUGAAGAGACUGAUAGACUCUGGGGUGGGCUUGGCGCCCCACCACGCGGUGGAGAAGGCGAUGGCUGAGCUCCAGGAGCUCCUCACCGUCUCUGAGCGAUGGGAAGAAAAGGCCAAGGUCUGCCUGCAGGCAAGACCCCGGCACAGCGUAGCGAGUUUAGAAGGUAUCGUCAAUGAAGCUAAGAACAUUCCAGCCUUUCUACCCAACGUGUUGUCCCUGAAAGAAGCCUUGCAGAAAGCUCGGGAGUGGACAGCUAAAGUGGAAGCUAUUCAGAGCGGCAGCAGUUACGCUUACUUGGAGCAGCUGGAGAGCUUGUCUGCUAAAGGCCGUCCUAUCCCUGUGCGUCUUGAUGCGCUGCCCCAGGUGGAGUCACAGGUGGCAGCGGCGCGGGCCUGGAGAGAACGGACCGGGAGGACCUUUCUUAAGAAGAAUUCCAGCCACACGUUGUUACAGGUGCUCAGUCCCCGGACUGACAUUGGUAUUUAUGGGAGUGGAAAAAAUAGAAGGAAAAAAGUAAAAGAAUUAAUAGAAAAAGAAAAGGAAAAGGAUCUGGACCUUGAGCCUCUGAGCGAUCUGGAGGAGGGGUUGGAGGAAACCAGAGACACCGCCAUGGUGGUGGCAGUUUUCAAAGAACGGGAGCAAAAAGAGAUUGAAGCCAUGCAUUCCCUCAGAGCAGCCAACCUAGCCAAGAUGACUAUGGUGGACCGCAUAGAAGAAGUGAAAUUUUGCAUUUGCCGCAAGACAGCUAGUGGGUUUAUGCUACAGUGCGAGCUCUGCAAAGACUGGUUUCAUAACAGCUGUGUUCCUCUCCCUAAAUCAGGGUCCCAGAAGAAAGGGUCUGGCUGGCAGGCUAAAGAAGUAAAAUUCCUUUGCCCUCUGUGUAUGCGGUCUCGAAGGCCAAGGCUGGAGACCAUCCUGUCACUCCUGGUGUCCCUUCAGAAGCUGCCUGUACGGCUGCCCGAGGGUGAGGCCCUUCAGUGUCUGACAGAACGGGCCAUGAGCUGGCAGGACAGAGCGCGGCAGGCCCUGGCCACGGAUGAGCUGUCCUCGGCCCUGGCCAAGCUGUCCGUGUUGAGCCAGCGCAUGGUGGAGCAGGCGGCUCGAGAGAAGACGGAGAAGAUCAUCAGUGCGGAGCUCCAGAAAGCCGCUGCCAAUCCAGACUUACAGGGGCACUUACCCAGUUUCCAGCAGUCUGCGUUUAACCGGGUGGUGAGCAGUGUGUCUUCUUCCCCUCGGCAAACAGCGGACUAUGAUGACGAAGAGACGGAUUCUGAUGAAGACGUCCGGGAGACCUAUGGCUAUGAUGUGAAGGACACAGCCAGUGUGAAGUCCUCUAGCAGCCUGGAGCCCAACCUUUUUUGUGACGAGGAGAUCCCCAUCAAGUCUGAGGAGGUGGUCACUCACAUGUGGACAGCGCCCUCGUUCUGUGCAGAGCACGCUUAUUCUUCCGCUUCCAAGAGCUGUUCUCAAGGCUCUAGCACCCCAAGGAAGCAACCUAGGAAGAGCCCGCUGGUGCCCCGCAGUUUGGAGCCUCCGGUGCUGGAGUUGUCGCCUGGAGCCAAAGCCCAGCUGGAAGAACUUAUGAUGGUUGGGGACCUGCUAGAGGUGUCUCUGGAUGAGACGCAGCACAUAUGGCGGAUUUUGCAGGCCACACACCCACCUUCUGAGGACAGGUUCCUGCAUAUCAUGGAGGAUGACAGCAUGGAAGAGAAACCAUUAAAAAUAAAAGGAAAGGAUUCUUCAGAGAAGAAACGAAAACGGAAGCUAGAAAAAGUAGAACAGCUCUUUGGAGAAGGAAAACAGAAGUCCAAGGAGUUAAAGAAAAUGGAGAAACCAAAAAAGAAGAAACUAAAAUUAAGUGCCGAAAAAUCAAAGGAGCUGAGUAAACUGGCCAAGAAGCUAGCAAAAGAAGAGGAGAGAAAGAAGAAGAAGGAGAAGGCUGCUGCCGCCAAAGCUGAGCUCGUGAAGGAGACGACCGAGCGGAAGAGGGAGAGGAAGGUGCUGGACAUCCCGUCCAAGUACGACUGGUCGGGGGCGGAGGAGUCGGACGACGAGAACGCCGUGUGCGCGGCGCAAAACUGCCAGCGGCCCUGCAAGGACAAGGUGGACUGGGUGCAGUGUGAUGGUGGCUGUGACGAGUGGUUUCACCAAGUCUGUGUGGGUGUGUCUCCAGAAAUGGCUGAGAACGAAGAUUACAUCUGUCUAAACUGUGCAAAGAAGCAGGGGCCGGACAGCCCCGGCCCCGCACCCCCUCCUGCCUUCAUAAUGGGCUACAAACUUCCAGUGGAGGAUCUGAAAGAGACCAGUUAGCAGGUGCUGGGUUAGUUUGGGACAUGAGGGAAUGUGGACCACGCCGAGAACUUAGUCAUCAAGUAGAGUGGUUUCGACCCACUCGGAAUGUUGCUUCCAAAGACGAAGGGCCUCCUGAGAACGUCCUCGGAGCUGACUUCCUCUUUGCAUGGACGUGUGAGCCUUUCUGUCAGCGCAUCUGUGCCGAGGGCAUCCUCUGUGGUACGGCAGCCAGUGUUUCUGCUCAUGUUUCCCCGAGACGGUUUGUCACGUUAAGGCCAGACAUCUGACUGAGCUCCAGGUGGCCGGCCGGCAUCAGCACACCUGUGUGCUGGCGCGGCGUGUAGGACGGGGCUUACUGCCACUCAGUGUUAGCUAGAGGGUUACAGCCGGGGCAGCGCCGUGGAGGUGCUGCUUCUUUGGCUCUCCCCUUAGUUAGGACAGUUGGAGAGGAGUCAGUACCGCUUUCCUUCCAUGAUAACCUGGCAUUUGGUGCCCCACAGGCAGAGCUAGGAGAGGGCAGCGCAACGCCACUCCUGUCAGGAGGCGCGAUGGCAGCGCAGCGCGUGGCCCUCAGCCCUGUGCGCUUGUUUGUACCAAGAAGACCCCAGACGAGAGGCGGGUGCCCUUGGCUUCCUGAGGAGGACGCUGUGCAGGUCAGCAGUCUGACUCGAUUGGCUUCGGGGAGGAAGAGCUUUCCUUAUUUCGAGGCAAAGAGCUUGUUUUGGCUUUGAGAUGUCUUGCUGCCUUGGGUCUGCAUCUUAGAGAAGAGCAGGUAUGUGGAUCCAGGCUUCUACGAAAGAAGACACGCCGGAAUGUUUUACUGAGCCACAGCGCUGCAUGCGUUUCCGGGAAGCCUUCCCUCAAGUAUACCAGAUGCCGCCGGGCUUCAGGUGUGGCCGAGAGCAAGACCAGCAAGUCCCAGCUUUAGCCUUGCAGCCCUGCCCCGCUGGCCAUGGUUUCCAGCGCUGGCCGUCUCUGACGGUGGCCCACAGCAGCGCUGCCCAACAGCACCAUGGCUUCAUCAGAGGACGCGGGCUGAUAGUACCUCUGGGUGACAAGUUGUUUUAGUAAACCCAUUUUUAAAAAAAGAAAGAAAAAAGGACUUGUUUUUACUUUUUUCUAAAUGUCUCUGACUACUGACUGUUCUAUAAAUAGAGUAUUUUUCCUUUUUUGAUAUGCAUAUAUGAAUAUAUAAAUACAUACGUUUACUGUUACCAGCAGCACAUGACAGUUUCAGCAUCAGAAAUCCAUUUGGGGGCUUGCACUCUCUUCUUGCUUUUUAAUAAAGAAGUCUCGUUCCUUCCUUGUAGUACAAGGAGUUAGCACUCCCUUCUCCAUCCUCGCCUGACCGGGUGUUCUGUCUUGUUUUUGUUCAGAUAGAUAGUUAGCUCUCCCCCGUGUUUGGGGACUGGCCCCUGUCUGUGGGGAACGGCCCCUGUCUGUGGGGAACGUGGUCUUACGGUGUCCGUGGAGGUGGUUCUGUUCUGUCCUGCGUGUGACCGUUUGAAACUACGGUGCUGUGUCCUCUUCUCUCCUGUUGUGCCUGUUCUCGCUAAGGUGUUAGAGGUAGGCUGCGUGCAAACUCAUCAGCAGGGGACUGCUGUUUGUUUGUUUUUUUUUUAAGGACAAAAACAAAACACCGAACAAACUAAAAACAGUAAUGUUGUUUUCACUAUCCUGUGUUCCUUUGUUUUGGUUUAAAAAUCUGUGGUUUGACUUGAACUCAUCAGGUUCCCUUUUCACAGUGGGUGGGCCCAGACAAGAGCUUGUGGUCUCUGCUUCCCUUCUUGCCCCAACCUCUUUUAAGAAAUGUCUUCUAGUAACUAGAAGCGAAAUGUACUGUCCAGUCACAGUCUGAGUGGGUAUGAGAUUUAACUCAAAGGCAUCUUACUCAAGAAAAGCAAACCCUUCCCUGUAAAACCCGGUUCCUGGAGUCACUUUCUCUGUAGUUCACACUGUCCAUUUUUAGUCACUCUUCCUUUAACGUCAUACCACAUCUUAAGUGUUUUGACCUGUUAGGAGGUGCAUAAGCAUUGCUGUGCUGUCCUGAAAAUCUCAUCUCAAAUGUAUGUGUGAUUUAAGACUUCAGUAGAAAUUGCAAGUUUUCAUUUUGCCAAACUAUAUAAAGAUAUUACUUAGUUAAGAAUGUCAUCUGGUUAAUGUUACAAAAGAAAGCACAAUAUUUUUUGCCUUUUGGUCUCUAUAAAAAUCUUCAAAUGCUUGUUGGUUAAAGAUCGUGGUCUUAUGUGGUGGCUGCCUGAAAUGCAUUAAAAAAUACUCAAUUUUUCCUUCAUUACUCAGCUAUCAGUGGAGGGGCCUGAGGGUGCUGAGGACGCCGGCUAAGGUGCUUUGUUUUUGGAGUGCAGCGGGUGGGUGUAGCUGGCUGUUCAGGGAGUCAUUCACAUCCGUAGUACAGGAUCUGCCUGCGUAUCUGACCCAAGAGAAAAAUGCAAGGCAGUCUCCAACCAAGAACAGCUUCCUGCUUAUCUUCUGACAUUUUGAAACUUAAAUAUGUCAUUUAAUUGAUACUGUAUUUGAGAGUCACAGAGGAUUUGGUCUGACUUGUGACCAUUUAGACCAAGGCCGAGAAGAACAGAUGAGAGACAUUCAUUUAAAAAAGAAAGAAAAGUUAACAUACACAGUUGUACAGCUUUGGAAUUAAUGAGCGAAGAUUCAUCUGUUUAAAGAAAUGCUUAUGUUCUAAUAUAAAACGGUUUUUUUUUUGGUCAAAGGAAAUCACUUAACUUACAACUGAACUCCAUUCUGCGGUGUUGUAUUUCAUAUUAAAUCUUGAUUUACAUUGUCUCUCCCUUUCCUGUCUCUUCAGAGUCACAGUUCUUCACCAUCAGCACGUUAGUUCUUUCAAAGGUGUUCUCACUGCCUUCGUGGUAAAGUAUUUUGGCAGAGGUUAUGGAAAGAACAAGGAAGACUGGUAGGUCACAGAGCAGGUAAUGGGAACCGCCCAGCCCCUGGCUGCAGGUGUGACAACAGCGUUUCUUGUCCCCGCCCGGGAGGCGGCGCCCCAGAGCCGCGUGGAGGUGCCUCGGUGGGACCGCAGCUGCCGCCCGAGGCGCCUCGGGGGGUUGAAGAGCAAAGCCGAGAUCCGCGGUGGCCCACGGUGCACGCCCACGCUCAGGCCCCCACGAGCGCCUCUGCCGCUGGCGUCGGCGUGCAUCCGGGAAGCAUCGGUUUACGUGUUUCUCCUAGUGCUUAGGUCCCGGGCGCAAUUCGGUGCUACUUGUCAGCAUCUUCAUUCUGUAGUGUGUGUGUGUGACUGUCGCCAGCACUUAAGCAGGAGGCUGAAAGGAAACACUGAGGAAGCCCUUCUUUCAAAGGGUGGGAUUAUCCACUUUUUGAAAGGAGUGGGAUUUGAAAACUAAAUUGUGGGGAAAUGAAGGUGUUACAGCCCCACGUAACUGGCAGUUUCCGUAAAGGUUUACACACAAACUAGCUUCGUGUGUGUGUAGAAAGUUGCUUCAGCAGUAGGCCCUUGAGUAUAAACUUUCAAAAGCAGGCAACCAACUGGCGUUUUCCCAUUUUUUUGAAAUCCCACUUUUUUUUGUUAAACAUGUCAUUAAUUUGGAUCUGGAUGUGCCAAGUGGCAUUAGUAUUUACGGCCUGAGAAGGAGAGCGGCUGUUGAUCUGUUUGGACUGAAGUCUUCUCUGGGCCUGGAUCGUAUCCGGUCACCACUAUGCGACGCAGGCCACACACGCCACGCACGCGCUGGGCGAGGCUGUGGCGGGCUCUGACCGGUGUGUCUUGCGUGUGCUGGUUGGCGGUGCUCCGAGGCGUCCGACCGGGGACGGCUGUCAGCCUCAGGCCCUAGUGGUUAUUCCCCUACGUAUUUAUUUACCUGUUAGUGAGACACUUAAAUGUAACAUGGGCUCAACUUUACCAGGGUUUUUGGUGGUGCCUUAUGAAAAGUAUGACUUGAUUUCUUGUUUUUUUGAGCAUGUUUUGCAUUUCUCGUUUUCUGAAAGAAUGUUAGAGAUGGUUAUUUGCAUUAUAUCUGAAAAAUAAACAUUUUUACAUGUG